Messenger RNA from Uncinocarpus reesii 1704, 2727 nucleotides. RefSeq names its product periodic tryptophan protein 2. The record is from RefSeq and is a predicted model, not a curated record. The coding region runs from base 1 to 2727 and encodes 908 amino acids. Gene Ontology annotation, cellular component: small-subunit processome; Pwp2p-containing subcomplex of 90S preribosome. Lineage: Eukaryota; Fungi; Ascomycota; Eurotiomycetes; Onygenales; Onygenaceae. The transcript is spliced from 5 exons. Gene Ontology annotation, biological process: maturation of SSU-rRNA from tricistronic rRNA transcript (SSU-rRNA, 5.8S rRNA, LSU-rRNA); ribosomal small subunit assembly. Gene Ontology annotation, molecular function: protein binding.
AUGAAGACGGAUUUCAAGUUUUCCAACCUUCUGGGUACGGUCUACCGCAAAGGAAACCUCCUCUUUACUCCCGACGGAACAUGCUUGCUCUCACCUGUCGGUAACAGGGUCUCCGUUUUUGAUCUAGUACACAACAAAUCUUACACCCUUCCCUUCGCGCAUCGCUCCAAUAUCGCGCGCAUUGCUCUCUCACCCAAUGGCAAGCUUUUACUUUCGAUUGACGAACAGGGGAAAGCCAUUUUAACAAAUUUUCCUCGCCGGAUAACCAUCUAUCACUUCUCGUUCAAAUCGCCCGUUUCCACACUUUCCUUCUCCCCGUCCGGGCGCCAUUUUGCGGUGGGUAUUGGAAGAAGGGUUCAAAUAUGGUGCACCCCAUCCACUCCCGGAACCGGCGCCAGCGGCGAGUUAGAAUUUGCCCCGUUCGUUUUAUAUAGAGACCUUGCCGGCCAUUUUGAUCUGGUACAAAAUAUACGCUGGUCCGGCGACUCCAGGUUCUUCUUAACCGCAUCCAAGGAUUUAACCGCAAGAAUAUGGAGUCUAGAUCCUGAAGACGGGUUCGAGCCCACUACGUUAGCUGGUCAUCGUGAAGGCGUAGUAGAUGUCUGGUUCACGGAUGAUCAAGAAUCCAUUUACACAGUCAGCAAGGAUGGUGCCCUGUUUCGAUGGCAAUACGGCUCCAAAUCCAAUGAUCCUGAUUCGAUGGGCGAAAAUCCCGAUCUUCGUUGGAGAAUAACGAAAAAAGACUAUUUCAUGCAGCAGAACACGAAGCUCACUUGCUCAGCAUUCCACCCGAAGACGAAUCUCUUGGUUGUAGGAUUCUCGAAUGGAAUUUUUGCCCUAUAUGAAUUGCCAGAAUUCAACCAACUACAUCUCCUUAGUGUUUCUCAAAGCAAUAUAGAUUUUGUAACAGUGAACAACUCCGGCGAGUGGCUGGCGUUUGGUUCGUCCAAACUUGGUCAACUAUUGGUAUGGGAGUGGCAAUCGGAAUCUUAUAUUUUGAAGCAACAAGGGCAUCUGGACUCCAUGAAUUCCCUAGUUUAUUCCCCUGACGGCCAAAAAAUAAUCACCGCCGCCGACGAUGGGAAGAUCAAAGUCUGGGAUAUCAACUCUGGGUUCUGUGUGGUUACCUUUACGGAACAUAGUGCAUCUGUCACUGCCUGCCAGUUCAGCAAACGAGGGAACGUCCUGUUUACGGCAUCUUUAGAUGGCUCUGUUCGGGCGUGGGAUCUAAUACGAUACCGAAAUUUUAGGACAUUCACCGCGCCGUCGAGACAGCAAUUCUCUUCUCUAGCGGUUGAUCCUAGCGGAGAAGUAGUGUGUGCUGGCUCCUUGGAUUCAUUUGAUAUCCAUGUCUGGUCCGUUCAAACGGGGCAACUUCUUGAUCGGCUAGCGGGCCACGAAGGACCGGUUUCAUCUCUUGCGUUCGCUUCAGACGGCAGUCAUCUCGUCAGCGGUAGCUGGGACCGCACCGUUCGGUUAUGGAACAUCUUCGCCCGGAGCCAAACCAGCGAACCCUUGCAGCUACAAUCCGAUCUCUUGUGCGUAGCAUUCCGACCUGAUGGGCAACAAGUCGCUGCUUCGACACUCGACGGGCAGUUGACCUUUUGGUCGGUUAACGAUGCUGCUCAGCAGGCGGGUAUUGAUGGCCGGCGUGAUAUUUCCGGAGGUCGUAAGAUCACGGAUCGCCGUACUGCAGCAAACGCAGCUGGCACGAAAUCUUACACAACGAUAACCUACAGUGCAGAUGGGUCAUGUCUCCUGGCUGCUGGAAACAGCAAAUAUAUUUGCCUAUACGAUGUUGGAACAGGCUCUCUAGUAAAGAAGUUUACGGUGUCUGUCAACACGUCGAUUGAUGGAACAUUGGAAUUCCUCAAUAGCAAAAACAUGACCGAAGCUGGGCCACGAGGCCUUAUUGAUGAAACCGGCGACGCAUCCGAUCUCGAAGAUCGAAUCGAUCGCACUCUACCCGGCGCAAAACGGGGAGACGCAGGCGCGCGCAAUACCCGUCCCGAGAUCCGCGUAACUGCUGCUGCAUUCUCUCCGACAAGCCGAUCAUUCUGCGCCGCAUCAACUGAAGGCCUCCUUAUCUACAGUUUAGACACUGAUUUGUUAUUCGACCCCUUCGAUCUCGACAUCUCAAUCACACCAGAUAGCAUCCUCGCCACCGUAGCAGCCGCCAAAACUUCCGCGCAAUCAAACGCAAAUCCAUCAGACUCCUCGUUCCUUAAAGCCCUAAUAAUGUCUUUCCGCCUAAAUGAAUCUUCCCUCAUCCGCACAGUCUAUGAAUCCGUCCCACCUCGCGACAUUCCACAUGUCGUCCGCUCCCUGCCCACUGUCUAUAUAACCCGUCUCCUUCGCUUUGUGGCCAAUGCCGCUGACGAAACCCCUCACUUGGAGUUCAACCUACUCUGGAUUCGUGCCCUGCUGAGUAUACAUGGACGAUAUCUCAAGAGCCAUUCUGGCUCGUUCGCGGCGGAAUUGAGAGCCGUUCAGAGAGCUGUGGAUUCGAUCAGAGAUGAUUUGAAGAGGUUGGUUGAUAAGAAUAUGUACACAUUGGACUAUUUGUUAGAGAAACCCGCCGUUACAGCCUCUUCGGACUCUACGGCCUCUUUGGAGAAGAAGGCAAGAUCUGCUAUCGGGGCAGCUAACGGCAAUGGCGUUGAUGCUAUCAGUGAAGUGGAGGACGGUAGCGAGGGAGAGGGCGAAUGGAUGGGAAUAGAAGACUAA